AUGUCUAAAGGCGAUUCAUCCGACUCCGGCGCUUCGGCCGACCUCGACAUCGCCGCCGUCAAACAGGCCCUUGCCUCCUCCUCGACCGCUACCCGAAUAACCCAGUUGCGCUCAAUUGAAGAGAGACUCACCCAGAAAUCUCUCGAUGGCACUUCAAUCACACGUCUCCUGCCGCUCCUCUUUGGUACACAUGCCUUCUAUACUGAUAGGCAGUCCCGCUUGUCUGUUCAGAAGUGUUUGAUAGCCCUGAUAACUGCUGGUGUCGAUUCCAAAACCAUCGCCCCGCUCAUUGCCGCCUUGCGCAAAGAGAGCCAGAAGCAUGGCAUUGCUCCUACUAACGCAUUUGUUCUUGUGGAAUGGUGCAGUUUGUUUAUGCAGCAUCUUGAUGCUUCAUUAUGGGACCAAUUUGCUUCUGACAUCAUCCUAACUGAAGCUGAUGCUCUGGAGAAGUGUCACCAGUCAGUCUCAAGGAAAUCGGUUGCCCACUCCGCCAUUGUUGUUACAAGGAGAGGUUUACGAAAACUUUUCUCAUCCCUCGAGUUGAGUGAAAAGAGACUUUCUGCUUCUGUUGAUGUACUGGCUACGAAGGGUGCGCAGUCCACCCCCAGAAAUGCUGUCUUGCUCGGUGUUAUUGCUGGUGUAUCUGCUAGGAAGGAUCACUUGCGACCAGUUCUCGAAUCCCUCAAGCCCAAGUACUACGAGUUUUUCACCAGAGAAAUUACUGGUUCUCGCACUGCUGUCCCAGAGCACCUGGUACUGGGUCUCGGUGACUUUUUUACCUCGUUUGCAACUCUUGAAGAAAUAUCUAAAGAAUUAGUUCCCGCCCUUGAGAAAGGCCUUCUACGUGCCCCUGAGGUCAUUCUCGGUGGUGUCGUAACACCUCUUGUCCGCUCUCUUCCUGACAGCUUCGAUCUUUCCAACAUCCUCGAAAAGAAUUUGCUUAAACCGCUCUUGUCGAAUGCAAAGUCCACCAACCCAGCUAUUCGUACUUGUGCCCUGGAUGCUUUCCGCGUCCUAGUCAACAAGUCUAGCAGCACUGCAUCUUUAGAGAAGGUCAUCAACGAAAUCGCAACACCCCUGAAAUCUGGCAAGCUUGCUUCUCCUGAUCACCGUAUAUUGCAUGCGCAGAUGCUCGAAGCUGCGCCUCUCUCGAUGUCAAGUGCUGAGCAGGUCGCAAGCGCGAUAUCCCUCAUUGCUGCCAAGGAGGGGAACGAGAGCGCUCUGGCUGCGGAAACCUCGGCAUUGGCGAAGGCUGUGACUUUCCUUCUGGCCAACGACGGUGAAGUCCCGAAGGCUGUAUUGGAUUCGGUCACUAAGGGGCUUGCCGAGAAGAAGAUCCCGUCUCGAAAAUACUGGUUGCUUCGUGUCGGUGUUAUUCUACACUCCCUUGCCGGUGUUGAGUCAGUAUCCCCAGGCAUGGUGGCCUUUGUAGAGGCAGUAGUACCAAAGAUCGCUGCCACCUUCACAGAAGUGACAGCCAAUGCAGCCACCGCUGCUCAGAGUGGCCUCAUUGUUGGCGCAUACAUCUUGACGGCCGUCAGUCCGCACAUCCAGCGACUACUUCCUGGUUCUGCAGCCGAUUCAAGUUUGAAGCAGGCAUCGGUUACCAAGCAAUCGUUAUCCUUGGAUCCCAAGUCAUCCUUCCUCCUUAGCCAUCGAAUCUACUCCAAGAUCACAAUCGAAGAGGAUCUUGUGUGGUUUUCACGUGCUCUGAGUUCCGUAUUUCAGAGCCUGGAGCAAAAUUCGGACGGUCAGGUGGCUCUUGCUUGGUCUGAAGCAAUUAUCUAUCUGAUUUCCGCGCAAAGUGUUCCCGUAAGUGUACAGCAGGAGACCUCUAAAACCCUUUCUGGCCUGUACGUCCAUGAACCAAAGUUGGUAUCUGGUUUCAUUAUCGAUGGGCUUUGGGAUCAUGUUAAGCUGUCUGGAUCUCACAAUAGGGGGCAUUCAUCGGAUUCUCACAACCUCAUUCAAGUGGUGAAAUCGAUCUGCUUGACACCCAAUGAUGUAGAAAAGUAUGAGAAAACCAUUGCCAAAGAAGACCUUGAAUCCCAAGCCAAUAGCCUGCUUGUUCUAGCACGCCAGGAGCUGAUUCCUCGGGCGAACUGGAUCGAAUUGUGCCUGAGAAUGGAACUGGAUCCUGGCGAACUGGUCACAAAGUACCAAGAUGAACUUGUAGCAGAAAUAGAAAACAAGACAUCAUUUGAUCAAAAGACUGACGCCAUCAAGAAGGCCGCGUAUAAUGCAGCUGCUGAUUUAGCUUUCGUCGCUCCCGAAACCAUCAUUUCGCGCCUUCUGGAAACCCUUCGCCGGGAUCUCAACGUCUCACAACUACAAGACAUCGGCCCAGUUGAAGCUGCUAUCUUUAGAACACCCGAGGGUACUGCGUUUGUCGAUGUGCUUGCAAAGAAGUCUCAGCAGGGUCUGGAUAAAAACAAAAAAGACUAUGAUAUCCUCAAAUGGGAGGAAGAACUGAAGAGUCAGCUCGAGAAGAAGAAGGGCCAGCAGAAGAAAAUUACGCCCGAAGAGAACGCAAAGGUCAACGCCCAGCUCAAGAAAGAGAGCCAGAUCAGACAAUCGAUAACCGAGAUCGAGGCAAGACUUUUGCGGGGAAUUGGCAUCAUCCAGAGUCUUGCCACUGGUCCGCCAACAGAUGCUACCCAGUGGCUCGGCACUGCAGUAUCUCUUCUGAUUGGUAUUAUGGACGCCGGUGCCACGUUAAUUACUGGCGAUGCGGCCCCACUCACGUAUAUCACUUGCGCUGAAAAGGUUACCGAGCGCCUGGGUUCGAUGAGACCUUUCGUCGGAGUUGCAGCCCUUAGACUGCGUGGUGUUUCACUAGCGGAAAACUACCAGGAAGAAGCUGUUGAGGAUCUCAUCACAAGAGUACUGUAUCGUUUGCGAUUUGCGGGCGAGCAGCGACCUUUCGACUCCGUAUCACUUAUCUACGCACUCCCACUUGUGUUGGACCUCCUUCGUAAGGGGGGAGUUGGUGAUUCACCGGAUGAUGCAGAUGCUCAGCUAGUACUGGCAAUCGAGUUUCUUUCGUACCACACAGAUGUUUGCAGCGAUGAGGCCGUUCCCCGAGCCGAACUUCUUUCGGUUCUUAUCAGUUCCAUGCAGGCUUAUGCCCAGCAUUACAAACUUCUCAAGGAUUGUUUUGCUGAUAUGUGCCGCUGCAUCGCCCCUAACAUGAACCGCGAGGAGAUGAUGGUUCUUGCGAAGGGUGCUUUGGUACCUGAAACUCGAGUUAGAUCCACAGUAUUGCAAUCGAUCAGUGCCGAUGUCGAUAUGAGCGAGCUCGGCUAUUCUGAUGAGAUUUGGAUUGCCACUCAUGAUGACGAGGAAGAGAAUCAGGACCUUGGUCAUGAGAUCUGGGAGGAGAGCGGCUUUGAAGUGACAGCCGAGGUGCCACUCAGGAUGCUGCCCUUCCUUGAGAGCAAAGACGGGCAAUUGCGUCGUAGCGCUGCUCGUUCCCUUGCCGAAGCUUCCAGCUUGCACAAUGACUCUCUAGAUGCUGUGCUCGAUCAGCUCAAAUCCACCUAUGCAGAGCUUGCCAAGCCACGAGUUCAACUCCUAGAUGAAUUUGGAAUGCCCAAGAAGAUGGACCUCUCUGAUCCUUGGGAGGGUAGGCAAGGUAUCGCAACUGCCUUCAAAGAACUCUCUCCAGUCCUCAAGAUCGAGCAUCUGGACCCUUUAUUCGACUUUCUCAUUGGCGCCGGUCCUCUUGGGGACAAGAAUGGCGCAGUGAGAAGCGAGAUGCUAGAUGCCUCGAUCAAGGCUAUCGAUGUCCAUGGCAAGAGCAUUCUUGACCAACUAAUGACAAAAUUUGAGAAGACCUUGGAACAGCCAGACAAGAACAGCGAUGCGUCUGAUCGUGUCAACGAAGCAGUAAUCAUCAUGUAUGGUGCUUUGGCUCGCCAUCUAAGCCCUGGGGACCCCAAAAUCCCUAUUGUUAUUGACCGCCUUGUGGCAACCUUGAGCACACCCUCUGAGACGGUCCAAUAUGCUAUCGCCGAAUGUUUACCUCCACUUAUUCGGGCCUGCCCAGACCAAUCCUCCAAGUAUUUCAGUCAAGUCACGGAGCAGCUACUAAGUUCCAAGAAGUAUGCCGUCCAGCGAGGCUCUGCCUACGGUCUGGCUGGUCUCGUGAUGGGCCGAGGUAUCGCAGCUCUAAGGGAGUAUCGGAUACUCUCAACUCUGACUGAUGCAAUGGAGAACAAAAAGGAGGCAAACCAGCGUGAGGCCGCUUUGUUAGCUUACGAGCUUCUAGCUACCAUGCUUGGACGCGUUUUCGAACCGUACGUGAUUCAGGUUGUGCCUCAGUUGCUAACAGGUUUUGGCGAUGCCAACGCGAACGUUCGAGACGCUUGUCUGGCGGCAGCCAAAGCAUGUUUUGCAAGGCUGAGCUCCUAUGGUGUGAAGCAGAUCAUGCCUACUCUACUCUACGGGCUCGAUGAGCAGCAGUGGAGGAGCAAGAAGGGUGCUUGCGACCUUCUUGGUGCGAUGGCAUACCUCGAUCCUCAACAGCUUGCUAACAGCCUGCCUGACAUUAUCCCUCCUCUCACUGGUGUGUUGAACGACAGCCACAAGGAGGUGAGAUCUGCCGCCAACCGAAGCUUGAAGCGGUUCGGUGAAGUCAUCACAAACCCAGAAAUUAAAUCCCUGGUCGACAUUAUUCUCAAGGCCCUCAGCGACCCUACCAAAUAUACUGACGAGGCUCUGGACUCACUCAUCAAGGUUCAGUUCGUUCAUUACCUUGAUGCUCCAUCUCUGGCGCUGGUCACUCGCAUUUUACAACGUGGUUUGGGUGACCGCUCCAACACCAAACGCAAGGCAGCUCAAGUCAUUGGAAGCUUGGCUCACCUCACUGAAAAGAAGGAUAUUAUCAUGCAUUUACCUGUGCUCGUGGCUGGCCUCAAGAUCGCUGUCGUCGACCCUGUACCCACCACGCGAGCUACGGCAUCCAGGGCUCUGGGUUCGUUGGUCGAGAAGCUCGGAGAAGACACUCUUCCAGAUCUUAUCCCUGGUUUGAUGCAAACCCUCAAGUCGGAUACUGGCGCUGGCGACCGGCUGGGAUCCGCCCAGGCUCUCAGCGAGGUCCUUGCAGGCUUGGGAACAACAAGAUUGGAGGAAACCCUUCCCACCAUUCUUCAAAACGUCGAGUCUUCGAAACCUGCUGUUCGCGAGGGCUUUAUGUCACUUUUUAUUUUCCUUCCCGUUUGUUUCGGCAACAGUUUCUCAAACUAUUUGGGUCGUAUCAUUCCGCCGAUCCUUGCUGGUCUUGCCGACGAUAUUGAGUCGAUUCGUGAAACGGCACUUCGUGCAGGUCGCUUGUUAGUCAAGAACUUCGCUGCUCGUGCCGUGGACCUUCUCCUCCCAGAGCUCGAGCGCGGUCUUGCAGACGACAGCUACAGAAUCCGACUUAGCUCCGUCGAGCUUGUGGGUGACCUUCUUUUCAAUCUUACAGGUAUCAAGGCUGGUACCGAGGCUGAGGACAUUGAAGACGAUGAGAAUAUCAAGGAAGCGGGUGCAUCACUCAAAGAAACACUCGGCGAAGAGAAGCGCAACAAGAUUCUUUCAGCUCUCUACGUGUGCCGAUGCGACACAGCUGGUGCUGUUCGCUCGGCCGCUAUUGCUGUCUGGAAGGUCCUUGUCCAUAGCCCGAGAACCCUCAAGGAACUUGUACCAACUCUUACGCAACUUCUUAUCCGACGCUUGGGAAGCUCCAACAUGGAGCACAAGGUCAUUGCCAGUAACGCCCUCGGAGAACUCAUCCGCAAGGCUGGAGAUGGCGUCCUGUCAAGCCUUCUUCCUACUUUGGAAGAAGGCCUUCAGACAUCUACCGAUGUUGAUGCCAAGCAGGGUAUUUGUCUUGCACUGAGAGAACUUAUUUCAUCUGCCUCGCCCGAAGCGCUUGAAGACCACGAAAAGACCCUUAUUUCUGUUGUUCGUACUGCCCUUACCGACUCCGAUGAUGAGGUACGUGAGGCCGCUGCAGAAGCAUUCGAUUCGCUCCAGCAGAUGUUUGGUAAGCGAGCAGUUGACCAAGUUCUUCCCUUCCUCCUCAACCUCUUGCGCUCUGAGGGAGAAGCGGACAACGCUUUGCAGGCUCUUCUUACGUUACUUACCGAGACAACUCGAUCAAACAUCAUCCUACCAAACCUCAUUCCAACACUCACAACGCCUCCUAUUUCGUCAUUCGACGCCAAGGCCCUUGCCUCUCUGUCCAAGGUUGCUGGCCCUGCGAUGAAUCGCCGCCUGCCCAACAUUAUCAACUCGCUUAUGGAUAACGAGAUCAACUGCAAGGAGGAUGGCCUUCGUGAUGAACUGGCAACGUCUUUUGACACUGUCAUCCAGUCCAUCGAUGAAUACGAUGGUCUCAAUACAGUCAUGAAUGUCCUCCUGCAGCUUCUGAAGCACGAGGACCACCGUCGCCGGUCAGCUACUGCGCGUCAUUUGGGCAACUUCUUUACGGCUGCGAGUGUGGACUAUUCAAGAUACAACCAGGACAUUAUCCGUUCGCUGCUCAACUCGUUUGAUGACAGAGAUGAGGAUGUCGUUAAGGCCGCCUGGGCAGCUCUCAGCGCGUUCACCAAGAAGCUGCGAAAGGAGGAGAUGGAGUCACUUGUCAUUUCAACCCGACAAACUCUUCAACGUGUUGGUGUGGCCGGGGCAAACCUACGCGGCUUCGAGUUGCCCAAGGGCAUCAAUGCCGUUCUACCAAUCUUCUUGCAAGGUCUUAUGAACGGUACUGCUGACCAGCGAGUUCAGGCUGCUCUAGGUAUUUCCGACAUUGUUGACAGAACAAGCGAGGCCUCUCUGAAGCCAUUCGUGACCCAGAUUACUGGUCCGCUGAUCAGAGUUGUUUCAGAACGUGCCACAGAAGUCAAGUCGGCUAUUCUGCUUACUCUCAACAACCUUCUGGAUAAGAUGCCUGCGGCGCUUAAACCUUUCCUGCCUCAGCUUCAGCGUACAUUCGCCAAAUCUCUGGCGGAUUCAUCCAGUGAGACACUAAGAACAAGGGCUGCCAAGGCACUUGGUACUUUGAUCAAGUAUACGCCACGUAUCGACCCUUUGAUCGCCGAACUUGUCACGGGAUCGAAGACCGCGGACCCCGGUGUCAAGACCGCCAUGCUCAAGGCGUUGUACGAGGUUAUUAGCAAAGCGGGUGCUAAUAUGGGUGAGGCUUCAAGAGCUUCUGUCUUGUCACUUAUCGACAUGGACACAGACGAGAGAGAUGACACCAUGACCAUCACCAAUGCCAAGCUACUAGGUGCUCUGAUCAAGAAUGUCUCUGAAGAAGCUGCCCAGGGCUUGCUAAAGAACCGCGUAGCUACAACGCACUUCACUCACUCCUCUGUGCUUGCUCUAAACUCUGUUCUGGUCGAAUCACCAGACGCUCUGCUUCAAAGCUCCUUGGCAGAUGACCUGCCCGACUUGCUAUGUCAGGGCGUCGCCAACAAGAACGUCUUUGUGGCAGAUAACUGCAUCCUCGCUACUGGAAAAUACUUGCUCUCGGAUUCUCCCAAGACUUUCGAGACGACAAAGGGGGUUUUCGAGGCCCUCGCAACCGCUAUUCAGCCUGGCAAUGCAACCGACUCGCGUCGGCUCGCAUUGGUCGUCGUUCGUACCGUCUGCCGCAAAGAUAUGGAGAUGGUCCGACCCCACGUUGCUCUACUAGCCCAACCCAUUUUUGCCAGUGUUCGGGACCCUGUUAUUCCCGUCAAGCUUGCUGCAGAAGCGGCAUUCGUGGAGCUUUUCAAUGUGGCUGAUGAGGACAGUCGUAUCUUUGACAAGUUUAUGGCGGGUCCUGGCAUGGAUCUUCCUGCCAACACAAAGAGGAGCAUGGGUGACUACUUCAAACGUGUUGCCAUGAGAUUAGGCUCUCAAAUCCGAGAGAGGCGUGAGGCCGAGGGUGGACAAGGAGGACUUGGCUUGUCAAACGAUGAAGCUGAGGAUGAGAAGGAAAUUUGGAGCGUGGGUAAAGUUGAUGUGGGUAGCGAUGCAUUCUCAUGA
This is a messenger RNA of Fusarium sp. VM40, 8016 nucleotides long. The record is from the annotation of a GenBank genome assembly. Lineage: Eukaryota; Fungi; Ascomycota; Sordariomycetes; Hypocreales; Nectriaceae.